Molecule: messenger RNA, 5669 nt
Organism: Centropristis striata (black sea bass)
Lineage: Eukaryota; Metazoa; Chordata; Actinopteri; Perciformes; Serranidae
Gene: bsk146
Product: brain specific kinase 146
Exons: 5
Coding region: 321-1649 (442 amino acids)
Biological process (GO): peptidyl-threonine phosphorylation; peptidyl-serine phosphorylation
Molecular function (GO): protein serine/threonine kinase activity; ATP binding
Source: RefSeq, a predicted model, not a curated record
UCCUAGAGGACAGAGCGAUGCGGAGACAAUAGGACGCAGAGCCGGAGGAGUCUGCAGGAUGCUCGGCAACACAUCCACCGUCACACGGCUGCACCGAGGCUUCCCACUGGACCCCGAGACCAGGCGUUUCUCCCGGCUCACCUGGCCUUAGUAUGCGCUCAGAUCAUCCCGUGUGUUUACCAGCAGCCUGGACUGACAGGGCGGUCUCCACAGCCUCCAUAUGGGCACCAAUUGAAGGUGACAUCAGCUGUUAGCUGUCCCACUUGAACGUCCGUUCCCAAGAUUUUUCUCCCGGUCCAUCCCCUAAAACAGUCCCCAACAUGAGUUCCUCUCCGCUGGUAUCUAGAGCAAACAUGGACAUCCUGGACGAGCUGCAGCUGAUCGCAGCCCAGAACCUGGAGAGGCUGGAGGUCAACAAGUACUACGAGGUGAUCAGGGAACUAGGCAAGGGCACCUACGGCAAGGUGGACCUGGUCAUCCACAAGAUCAGAGGUACAAAAAUGGCACUGAAGUUCCUGAAGAAGAAGACAACCAAACUGAAGUCGUUCCUGCGGGAGUACAGCAUCUCGCUCUACCUGUCUCCCUGCCCUUUCAUCAUCAACAUGUUCGGCAUCGCCUUCGAGACAGACGACUACUAUGUGUUCGCACAGGAGUACGCUCUGGCAGGGGACCUCUUCGAUAUCAUUCCUCCACAGGUUGGUCUCCCUGAGGCGGUGGCAAAGCGCUGUGUGCACCAAGUAGCCAUUGCUCUAGACUACCUGCACUGUAAGAAGCUGGUCCACAGGGACAUCAAGCCUGAAAACAUCCUUAUUUUUGACCGAGAGUGCCGUAAGGUCAAGCUGUCAGAUUUCGGAAUGACUCGCAGAGCUGGCUCACCUGUGAAAAGAGUGAGUGGCACCAUCCCCUACACAGCCCCGGAGCUCUGCGACGUGUCCCGCCACGAGGGUUUCUGCGUCGACUACAGCACCGACGUUUGGGCCUUCGGCGUGCUGCUCUUCUGCAUGCUGACCGGUAACUUCCCCUGGGAGAAGGCGCUGCCCUCCGACUCCUUCUACCAGGAGUUCAUCCGCUGGCAGAGGAGGAGGACGACCACGGUGCCGUCCCAGUGGAGGCGCUUCACCGAGCAGGCCCUCCGCAUGUUCCGCCGGCUGCUCUCUGUGGAACAGGACCGCCGCUGCUCCGUCAAAGAGGUCUUCGGGUACUUCAGCCACUCCUGGAUGCUGGACGCAGAGAACAACAACAACAAUGGCAACGGCAAUAACGGAGGUGGUGGGGAGAGGGUUGGCGGCGGAGGUGGAGGUGGAGGAGGAGGAGGAGGAGGGGGGCGGGGAGAGGUGGAUGGCACUAUCUCAUCAUCUUCAUCCGGAGAGGAGGACGAGGAGCUCCUAGUGGAGAGAAUGAAGCAGCAGACUUUAUCUCCUCUCUCCCCACUGUCUCCUCUCUCUCCCAUGUCUCCGGUGGCGGUGGAUCGGGGGAGCGGCAGCGGGGCUAAAGGCGGGAUGAUGGAACCAGGUGGCGGCCACCACUUCGUGUCCGUCUCCACCAACAGCUCCGUGUCGUCCACCAACAGUUACGAUCGAAUGCCGCGAGAAAACAGUUCACCAGGCGGCCGCAUGCUGGUGGCGACGCCCAUUGAAAUCUGCGUCUGAGAGCGUUAGAACGUUGAUGUUGUCACAGACUCACUGCUACACACUUUUAUACCUCUCAUCCAACCACAUAGAUGUGCAUGCAUGGAAAAAGAAACAAACAGACAAUGAGUACUAACACGUAUCCUGUUCUAAACAUCUGGGGAAAGGAAGAGCACACAUGGAAGAGAGUAUUUGUAGAGUGCAUACAUUCCUCAUGAGGUAGGGUUUUUGGUCGAAUUGGAGUCUCCAUGAGAAGCCCCAUUCACACUUUGAUUUCAAUGAUCAGUUUUGUGAAACCCAGAGGAAAAAUGAAAAAUUGCUUCCACUAGAGAUUCUGUCACUAAAACCAUCCGAAAAUAAGACCAAAAUGUAUUUCUUAAAGCAAUACUUCCAGCAAAAAAAGCAAAUAGAGACACAAAAGUGGCAGAGUGCUGUGUGAUCUCUUCAGAACGUGACCGGGGGUCAUUUUUGACGAAAUGAAGCCAAGGGACAAGGGAUUUGUAUUUUUGAAGACAGUUCAAGGACAUACCUUGCGAGACAAAAACGAGCAAGCGGUGGUUUUAAAUGUUUCAUGUGUAACAAAAAAAAUGUGAAAGUGUGAGUGUGUUUGUUGUGUGUACUACUGUGUGUUUCGUGUGUUUGAAUCCAAAAGAAGUGGAUUUAUUUUGCUUUGAGAAUUUUAUUAUUUAUUUGAAUCUAAAAAGACUACACACUCUAUUUUUUCUAUUGUUUUUUUGUAAAGCAGCUUUCUUUGUUAUUUGUUCAACUUCACAUUGUAUUUUGGUGUUCUGGCAUUGCUUUGCCAAAUCCACUUUGAUUUGUUUGGCUGCUGUACAUAUUGGUAUGAUAGAACUGUUCAUCACGUAUGAGGUUUGAGCAACGGUUUUCAGACGGAAUAUUUUACUGCGUAAACCAGUAUGUCCAUGAGCGUCUGAGUGAAGGCUUAUAAUGUCUCUGUUCUUCAUGUCAAACAUAUCUACUUCACGUUCAAAGACUAUUUUCUACUCACUCUCUAAAUUCAUUUUGUAUAGCUUUGGUUUUCUUUGAAACGUUUUCCCAAAAUUCAGUUUGUAUUGCUCAUGUUUUCUUCGAAACUUUUAGCAGAAAUGUUUUGUCUGAAAAGAAAAGAGAAAUGAUCACUUAGCAUUUUCAAUUCAACCUGAAGAAAAAAAGAAUCACAGAAGAUGUUAAAGAGUCACCUUUUAUAAAUUGCAUGACAAGUAGCUCAAACUUACCUUUACGAAGAAUUUAAACCGGCUUUCCAAAAAAAUACGAUAAAAAAGUAACGUAAAAAUGUCGUGAUGUGGAACUUUUGCCGUAGCACAAUUUCUUGCAUUAUGUCCCUGAGUGAAUAUUGCCGUCAUGAUCUCUUGAGACAUACUAGGGCUAAAAAAAUCGGAACAAUAAUUAGUUUCUAUUCAGUGUGUUGUAUUUGUAUUGCUAUUAAUGCCAUGUGCUCAUCUCACCACCUUCAGGAACAGAAAAAAAGCAAAGCAUGAGGACAUAGAGCGAGAGGCUUGAAUUUAAACCACCGGUAGGGAUUUAAAUGAUGUAAUUUUUGCUUCUGAAUCGCCACCUUUAGUGAAAUAGUGUGGCGUAGAUAUUUUUUUUUAAUACCAAGUUAAAUUUAACUGAAAAAAAGUAAUCCAUCCCUUUCUUUGACUCAAUAUUACCUAAAUAAUUUGAAGAAAAAAACAUUGGAUCACGCAUAGGAAUGGGCGUUUCGUGUGUUGCUUUCAGACAUAAAUCUGCAUGAACUUGUAUGUGCUAAAGCUCUGUUGUGAAAACCUGCUCAGUGUUUCUCCUGUCACAAGCUGUAGUAGAUGUAGUAUAGCUGCAAACAACAUGUUUCUUUAUCUUGUGAGAGUCAGUAGCCUCAGCUAGGAUCUGCCUGACUGAGGAUCAGCUAAACUCAGUACAGCCCUUACAGAAACCAUUCGGAUCAUGUUCAUCAAAGCUGCUCCAGGAUCAGCCAGUGAGUAUGCAAAUUACUACAUCUUGUGACAAUCUCUGACCUCAUUGGCAGCCUUCUGACUCGGAACAAAGGAUAGUCCUGAUACAGACACUGUAGCCGUGUUAUUUUCUCUCCGUCAGCCAGCUGCAAGCAGCACUGGCUCUGCUGCGUUUACUGUGUAAGCUCCAGUACAUCACAUUCAACCGGGGAGGCGUCUCACAUGACUGUAUGAAGGCGAGAUGACACAGGCCUGUACAUUACCUCAUCAUGUCAUUCUUUUUCUACUGUUUCCCCCCAUCAACCACUGUUUUACAUCUCCUUCACUCUUCCCAGAUCUAUUUAAAGUCUAUCAAAAAUCCAUCUUAGGGUUGCAGCAAUAUAUCGGUAUCGCGGUACACCAUGGUAUAAAUUUCAAUAAUUAUGUUAUAAUGUAUACUGUGAUACCGUGAGACCAAGAUAUCCCUUCAUACCGCUGCAACCUCGGUCCAUCCUCACAAACUAUUUAGUUUCUUCUGUAAGUCGGGCAGUGGCUGAGCCAAGGGGUGAUCAGUAAUGGCCUCAAGGGCUUUCACUUAAAAAAUAAAAUAAAAGAAGAGAUAAUUACAUGCCAUUUUCUGGCUCUUCCACUGUAAUCUUGGACCCUAGGAACAUAUGACCCUGGGAAACAUAGGACGUUAAGAACAUAGGACACUGGGGACAUAGGUCUCUGGGGACAUAGGACCUUGGGAGCAGAGGACCCUUUAAAUCCGGUCAAAUCAUUACAGAUUGAAUAUAUCCUUUUUUUUAUCAUGUUCAAAUGGUAGUUCAAAUUUCAAAGUUCUGGUGGCCAGAAUAGAAACCCCAUUGGUCAUCACUUUUCUGUUCUUCAAAUUACUAAAUUAGCUUGACAUUUUUUUUAUAUUGUGCAACACUUACAUUAAAGGUUCCCUGUGGAGUCCUAAUGAAAACAUAUCUUGGUAUGUGGGUACAUUGCUACAUUUCUUGAUGAGUUACUGCCACUAAUUGUAAGAGGGAUAGACUAAAACUGAUGACAGGAUGUGAGCAGUGCUACUCACGUGUGUGAGUACACACACACAUAUACAAAUGGGAACCCACUUGUGAAAGAAGCUACUUCUGGCCAAGAACACCGCCGGGUAUCUUUAACUUUUCAAAGUUGCAAAGGUACAGGAUUUUUUGCACAUGUACCGUAUUUGAGUUUAUUCUGAAAUUUUUACUUGCUUUUAAACCUUACGUUUAAUACUUUUUUUCAUGGUUUUAUUAUUAUUUCAGACCACAAGAUGAACCUCUCCCAAUGUCCACUAAAGUUAAAUAUUAUUUUUAAUGGUGUAUUGUAAGCUUGGUGCUCAUUUGGCGGUAACUGUUGCCAGACUAAGUGAAAAAAAAAUCCAAAAUAGUGACUAUUGACUGAAAACUGAAAAAGAAACAGAUUACUGUGCCAAAGUUAACAAUGGUUACAACCACCUGUACGAAAACUGUUUGGCUCCGCCACUAAAAUCUGCGUGAGAUAAUUUAGCUUGUUGCUUCAAAAAUUUCUACGAUACAAUGGGCAUGAUGUUACAUCUGAAAAACAAUUAACAGCAAGAAAUUUAGACAAAAAAUGAAAGAAAACAGUAGAUUUUUAGUAUAAUCUUGGCAUAAUUUCAUCCAAGUGGAUUUUUGCUUGAUAAAACAACGACAACACCAAAAAACAGAAUGUAGAAACUGAUAUUUUGGUAUUGUGGUGAAAUAUAGCUUGCGUCCAAUAUCCGCUGCAGCUGAGGACACCCGACCUGGGAGGAAGGAUGAGUCACACCACCAGACUAGACUUUAAGUGAAACUCGCUUUAGCCACAAGUCACUUUCCCCUUUCUUCCUCGCUACACCUGAAUCAGUCGCUGCUGCCUCCUCACUUCAUCCAUAACGUAAUGUGUUGUAACGGAGUUCCAGUGUCUUUCUGUACAGUGACAUAUUUUAAAGCAUCAUGAUUUUGAUGGAGUUUUAGUGAGUAGAUGACCACAGCACUAGAGCUCGUAUCCGGUUCUGUCUUUGCAAUACAACUGUCUUCCUGUAAACUGAGAUUUAGUCAAUAAAAUGAGAAUUCUUGUUGGA